Carlito syrichta (Philippine tarsier) is the source of this 567-nucleotide messenger RNA. RefSeq names its product fatty acid binding protein 6 (gene FABP6). Gene Ontology annotation, molecular function: fatty acid binding. Gene Ontology annotation, biological process: fatty acid transport. Gene Ontology annotation, cellular component: cytosol; nucleus. Lineage: Eukaryota; Metazoa; Chordata; Mammalia; Primates; Tarsiidae. Bases 120 to 506 code for a protein of 128 amino acids. The transcript has 4 exons. The record is from RefSeq and is a predicted model, not a curated record.
GGGGAGAUUUAGGGGCUGAGCCUCUCCAGCUGGGAGCCUUUAAAAGCUGGGAUGCCAGACCCCUCAGCACUGACCGUCCUCCUCACCCUCCACUCUCGGGCCUCCACCCUCCCUACAACAUGGCGUUCAGCGGCAAGUUCGAGAUGGAGAGUGAGAAGAACUACGAUGAGUUCAUGAAGCACCUCGGGCUCUCCAGCGACGUGAUAGAAAAGGCCCGCAACUUCAAGAUCAUCACGGAGGUGCAGCAAAACGGGCAGGACUUCAUCUGGUCCCAGCACUACGCCGGGGGCCACACCAUGACCAACAAGUUCACCAUUGGCAAGGAGAGUGACAUACAGACCUUGGGGGGCAAGAAGUUCAAGGCCACCGUGCAGAUGGAGGGUGGGAAGAUGGUGGUGAACUUCCCCAACUAUAGCCAGACCUCGGAGAUCGUGGGUGACAAGCUGGUGGAGGUCUCCACCACAGGAGGCGUGACCUAUGAGCGCGUGAGCAAGAGACUGACUUGAGCAUCCUUGCCGGGCCCAAGGGGCUGCAAACCCGCCAAUAAAACUGAUUUAAGGAAAGACA